UGCCGUUCAACGGGAACAUAACGUUUUGCUUGUAAACAAAACGUGGAACCAGUCACUUUCGGGAGUGAAAUGGAGAAAAGGAUACGCAUCUUACUUUUACUUUUUUAUCAUUCCAGCACGCUUCUUGCAAGUCCCUUACUUGAAGGACAGAACAGUCAAAGCUUUGUCUCAACUGCUCAGUUAGGUUGCAGGUAUCAAGACGGCCAAUAUCAACACGGCGAACUUGUUCAGACGUCAGAACCGUGUUUAAAUUGCACAUGCACACGUGGUGUGUUGAUAUGUUUCUUGCGUGUAUGUCCCACCCUAGUACCACCCUCGCCAGAUUGUUUUGCUAGUAAAGAGCCAACGGACUGUUGUGCAACUAUGAUAUGCAAUGGCAUCCGCGUGGGGAAGAGAAACGAGUCUCUGGUCAUCAAAUCUCAUUUUUCUGGUAGAACAGUCAACGAUCCCGUUCCCAUAUAUAAGAAAGCGGAAGAAAUUGAAACCGUAACCUCAUACAACGUUCCAACUACUACAUAUAGAACGACCGUGACCCCGACUAGAGAGAAAUUAUCAAAAAAGUUGACCUCGGAUAGUUUAAUGCUAGUGACUUCAACUGAUACUCCCGUAUCAGAUCUGAACCACAUCAACUCUAUAUCGGGAGGUUGUUUUGUGAAUGGAAGUAUUUAUGCGGAAGGAUCUGCCAUGAUAUCUUCAUCUUUUUGUGAAUAUUGCUAUUGUAUUCGAGGUAAACAGAUGUGUAUACGUCCGAAAUGUCACCUAUCGAUCGAGGGAUGUAGUCCACGAUAUUUCAGUCAAUAUACUUGCUGUCCAACAAGAUACAUGUGUAGCGAAAAGAAUAAAAUAGUUCGCUUUACACCAUCAACUACUACUACAUCAACAACAACAACAACAACUACUACUACUACUACUACUACUACUACCACUGCACCUACCACAGAAACACAGAGUACAAGUACCACGACUCCAUCAACCACUACGCAAAAAGUUUGUCAUCUCGAUGGAAUUAUUUACCAAGUUGGAGAUCCACUUCCAAGCACUACUCACUGCCAAACUUGUUACUGUUCUAUGGAAGGUAAAGUGUUAUGUACUUCAGUAAAGUGUUCUCCGGCGAUGGAAGGAUGUGAACCGAUUAUUCCAGAAGGCCAUUGUUGUCCACUUCAAUAUAAGUGCAACUUCACUCAAGCUCCUCCGACAACAAAUACAGAAUUUGAGGAAGAAGAAACAACUAUCGCAUCAUAUACAAUCACUCCUGAAGUGGAUACAUUAAAUGCUUCCACGUCCCAACAUGUUUUUGAUGAAGAACGUACAGAAUCACCAAUAGAAGAUGCAAUUGUAUCUAAUUUUGAGAAACCCGAAAAAAGAAAUGACGUAGACAUUCCUUUACCUUCCAUACGAGAAAAUGAUAGAAUUAUAUACUUUCCAGAAUUUGCAGAAAAUCUACGGCGCAGAAUAUCGGAAGCAGCUCUUCUUAACCAUAACAUGAAAUCUUCAAGUAAAGGUCCAUUCCAUUCCUUUCUACAACGUCCAAUUAUCUAUAAGGGUUUUAAUGAACGUCCCAUUCAUCAUAAUAAACAUAGCUUUGGCAUGCUACCCAGACGAGCUACAGGUCGUGAGAGAUCCGAAUUUUCUUCAGAUGACUCCGAUCGAGGAUCAAAUUUAGAUAUCAUUACAAGAAAUACGACUGAAAAUUCAACUGAGCCAAGUGAUGAAGAAUUAAAUACAAAUUCCACCGUUUAUUCAUAUGAUGUAACUUCAAUAGAUUUAGAUCCAACUUCAGAAUAUUCAACAAUUGACAAUUCGACAACUAUGGACAUUGUACUUGGCACCGAAAUUGCAGUGGCAGAGAUAAACACUACAGAUGAGGGGAGAGCAUUUAAGGAUGAAGAAAAAUUUAUGAAUGAUUCAACUACUGAAAUGACCAUAGCAUCGUUUACUACUUCAGCAAACCCGAAAAAUAUAUGGUAUAGAGAGCCAGAUGUGACACCAGCAGCAGAUGGGGACGACUCAGAUGCUUCUACAAAGUUAGACGAUAAAAAAAGGCCACGACAGAAAGACAACAGCAGAAGACACGGGCAGAUGGAAGUGAUACCAUUCUUAGCUCAAGAUGCCAUUACCAGUCAUCCUUAUGCCCAUCGAAAUAGAAAUAGGACUCAAAUAAUUAAACCAUCUGCGACUAUAGAUUUGAUUACAGGACAUUGCUUCGUUAAUAAUAAAGUAUAUAUAAAUGGAGAAAUGAUAGCCAAAAAUGAUCCGUGUCUACUCUGUAGAUGCUUUUAUGGCGAGGAACUCUGUCAAAGACAGAAAUGUCCUCAACCACCAAUGGACGAUUGUAGAGAGCAACAUAGUUCUGAAUUUUGCUGUCCUAGAUAUAUUUGUGGUGAAAGUUUAAUUUUUACUACCAAAAAACCAGCAGAAAUUCCUCUAGAAAUAAUUACAACACCAGUAAAUAAAGGGUUUGAUACAACGGAAGCGUAUACGACAACAUCCACAGCUACUACAACUACAACAGCAGCAACAACGGUAAUGGUCACAGAUACCACUGAUCCUAUAGAAUCGAAUACAGAAACAUAUAGUUCGACUGUAAUCCCUGAAACACAAAGUACAGAAGGAAUACCAGAAGUAGAGACAACAGAUUCUUGGGAAACCACGGAAGAGUACGAGUUACAGACAUCAUCAGAAGAUAAUAAGUCAGAUCUCUGGGCUUUAUUACGUGUUUCCGGUUGUAACAUAUAUGGAAAAUAUUAUAAAAUCAAUGAAGAAGUAUUCGAACUCGGAAGUGUUUGUAAACGUUGCGUAUGUACCCAAAAUGGCGUCCAAUGUAAUGAUGUGUGUUGACGUUGUAGAAGUUUCUGUAUGAAUUUUGUAUAGUUUCGAAUGCAUUUUAAGAAAAUUCGGUCUCGUUAUGAUAUUUUCAGAAUGGGCAUUUGAUAGGUCACUUUUUCUAAAUUAUUUUUAUUGGAAUUUUGUAAAAUAU
Messenger RNA from Centruroides sculpturatus (bark scorpion), 2977 nucleotides. Its product is annotated as flocculation protein FLO11-like. Lineage: Eukaryota; Metazoa; Arthropoda; Arachnida; Scorpiones; Buthidae. Bases 70 to 2838 code for a protein of 922 amino acids. Gene Ontology annotation, molecular function: protein binding. The transcript is spliced from 11 exons. The record is from RefSeq and is a predicted model, not a curated record.